Molecule: messenger RNA, 3778 nt
Organism: Colossoma macropomum (tambaqui)
Lineage: Eukaryota; Metazoa; Chordata; Actinopteri; Characiformes; Serrasalmidae
Gene: kank1b
Product: KN motif and ankyrin repeat domains 1b
Exons: 11
Coding region: 1-3729 (1242 amino acids)
Biological process (GO): negative regulation of actin filament polymerization
Cellular component (GO): cytoskeleton; cytoplasm
Molecular function (GO): protein binding
Source: RefSeq, a predicted model, not a curated record
AUGAAAGACACAUUUGAGACCAGUGCCAAUACCUACAACAAUUCUUCCUUCUGCCUUAGUACACCAUAUGGCUACCAACUUGAUCUAGACUUUGUUAAAUACGCGGGUGACAUUGAACAAACAAAAGACACCAUUCGGCGGCUUGGUUUUAACAGGCGGCCCAGGGCCAGUCCAGUCUCUGAAACACAGAGUAGGGUUGACCCUUCCCAGUGGGCCUCCUCUGAAUCUCUGUCCUCUCUGAGCAGUGAUGAAGCUCGGAAUGCCUCCGUCAGCACCUCUUCAUCCUCUUCUUCUGUCAACAGAAGGAGACCCCCGCUUCCACCCUCCUAUUCUUCACCUAAGUCCACCUCUGAGAGUCCUGAAUGUUCUCAAGCCUUACCUGUUUAUCACAAACCUUCAGAGGGUAAGCCUCCCCCAGCCACAUGUCAAUCUACUGCUUCUAAACUAAACCCUCUGGUGGAGAGAACCUUGGUAGAGACCCACAGGCGUUUGGAGCUAGAGAAAGCAUCAUCCCAGACAAUUCCUCCAGAGCUAUACCCACGGCGUAGGCUUGCCAGUUUUGGUGGCCUCAGCUCAAGUGGUACUCUGUCUCCUCAUACCAGCUGGAAUGCCCUUAAACCGACACAGACCCAGGCAGCAUCCAAGAGAUCAGUUCCUGAAAAGGUCAGUCAAGGUGCUUCCACAGUGAAUAGCUCUCUAAGAAUCAGUCCCUCGAGCUCUGGCCGUGCUACUCCAGUGACUAGUGUUAGUCCAUUGCAUCUCCAGCUGGUCAGGGACCAGAUGAUGGUGGCUCUGGAAAGGCUGAAAGAGCUAGAAGAACAAGUAAAGACCAUACCUGUUCUACAAGUAAAGAUCUCUGUCUUACAGGAAGAAAAGAGACAGUUAAUUGCUUUGGUGAAGCACCAGGGGAGUCAAAGUUUAGGUUCUAAUCUAGAUCUAGGGCUAUUCAGGAAACGGGCACAUAGCACAGGCAGUGCAGUGCAACUUCAGCAACAAAGUUCCAAGAAAGAGAAAGAUGAAGAGGACAAGAGAACAUCCUCUGAGGAGGUGGAAAAUCAGGAACAGGGCGCCCUGUCUGGCCUGGAGGAAUUCAAACAACUCAGUGCCGAAAUGCAGCUUCUUGAGAAGAAGAUCCAAGAUGCUCGCCUUGCAACACAACAGAUGUCAAAAACAAAAACUUUAGGUCAAAAAUCCGUGACCAUGGGUGUUGACAAGAACAUCAGCGAGGACUGUAAGCGUUCAGUAAGUUACUGCAGGGACAUUGCAGUAGAAACCAGACUUGAGACACGAUCAACAGCAGUCGGUGUUACUGAAGCUAUGCUAGGUGUGGUGUCUGAUACGGAGUUGGAACUUGAGAUGCAACAGCACACCAUCCAAGUUUUGAGUGAGAGGGUGCAAACGCUAGAGGCGGAGCUUAAAGAGGCCUUGCUUAAAGCAGAAAUGUGCAGACUGAAGAGUGAGCUAUGGGAAGCGGGAUCCCACAACCGUGCUGACAAGAGUUCUAGUGCACAACCGGAGAUGCAAAGCACUGCGGCCCAGACUAAAGUACAGACGCGGACACUUGGGGUUGGAAACCACACCCAACUUGUACAUGUCGCUGUAGGUGAAGGGGUAGUGCAAGCUUCUACUGCUGUAGGAGUGACAUGUAGGCCAGAGACAAGGGGUAUGGCCUCUGGUCCAGACAUACCCAUAGAUAUGUGGGAGGUGCAGAAGAGGAUAGAGAGGAAAGAUCAAUGUGUUGGAAAAGAGUAUGUGCCAACUUGCAGUCAAGGUGUUGGAACAGCCGUGAGUGUUCGUGAUAUUGGCAUGGUUACUAUGGAGUUGAUGGAAACACUGGACAAGAAGAAAGUACCUAGUCGAACAAUAGGCUGUGGUGAUUGCACUAUAGACGUGAAUGUCAAUGUGGUUAAACCACUUGUUUCCAAAGGUACGGUCACCGACCCAGUCAGAGGCAUUGACUUUGGUGUUAUAGUGACCCCACAAACCCUGUCCCAAUACACCAGUACAGCUGGCAACACUGUCUCUCGCUGCACCAGCACUUCACAGGUCUACAUUUCAGAAUCUAGCACCAAUACAACAAGCAUGCUUACUCGGGAAAGACAUACCAACACUGCUCAUGUAAUCACCCGAACACUUGCAAUUGGCGAUGGAAAAGUUAGUGAUCAAAGGACAGCUGUCAAAGUGCGUUCUAUUGCUGUCGGGACCACUGGUUUUAUGAAGGAACAUGCAGUCACUGCUGGUAUCCCCAAAGUGAUGACUCGUGACAUUGGCGUUGGAUUGGCUAACGUUAAUGAGAACUACUUGGUGGGACUCCGGACACGGAACAUUGCUUGUGGUCCUUCCCGCUUACCAGAUCCUAUCAAGACUCGGAGCAUAGCCAUUGAGGUUGGUGAUGGGAGAAUUCGGGACAUAGAUGGACACAUGCAGAUUCUGGCACACCCACUACAGCCACAUUUAUAUGCACAGUCUGAACCCGGACUGGAUCAUUACAUAGAUCGAAUGCAGGAGCUGCUAAAAGAGCAGCAGAGUCUGCUAACUGACAGUCAAUGUGAACAAAGAGAGGGGGUCACUCUUCAGCCCCAGGACCACAUAGAUGUGCAACAUGGAGUUCCUGGGAAAAGCUCUCCUUCAAAAGCUAAUGACCAUUCUGAGCAUAAAACAAAGAAUCCGAAGGGACAGUCUAAUGGACCUCCAGGUGAUGAUGGCUCCCUUAGAUCCAUCAUGAAGAGAAAGGACAUCAGCCAGAGAGCAGAGAGCAGAAAGACCCUCAAACCUCUGUGUCCUGGGUUUGAGCAAAUGUCCAUAAGUGAAGACUCCUCCUCUGAGGGUUUUGAUUCUGAGAAUGAGGAGAAGAGGAAGGGGAAGCAGGAGGAGAGUCCCAGGACCAGCACAAAGGCUUCUAAGAUGGCGAGAAGAGAGAGGUAUAAGAUGAGCGAAAAAAUGCUUUCCUUCUGCCACAAUUUAAAGACUCACCUAAAUGACAGCAAGGCUUUAUCCAACAGAGAGCUGCGCUCCAGCCUGAACAUGAUACAGCAAGAAUGGUUCCGCGUGUCCAGUCAGAAGAAGUCGUGCCCAGAUACAGUGGAGGACUUUCUGUGUGCGUGCCGCCGCGUGUCGCCCGCUGUGCUAACUCACGUGGCCAACAUGGCUGACCAGAAUGGCAACACAGCGCUCCACUACAGUGUGUCACAUUCUAACUUCAGGGUGGUGCAGAAGCUGCUGGACGCAGGUGUGUGUAACAUAGAUCAGCAGAAUAAGGCCGGAUACACUCCCAUCAUGUUGGCUGCUCUGGCUGCCGUGGAAACCCAAGAGGACAUGAAGGUGGUGGAGGGGCUGUUCAGGAAGGGAGACGUCAAUGCCAAAGCUAUCCAGGCUGGUCAGACUGCUCUCAUGCUGGCGGUCAGUCAUGGUCGUCUAGACAUGGUUAAAGUUCUCUUGACUUCAGGGUCAAAAGUCAACAUCCAGGAUGAUGAGGGUUCCACCGCACUCAUGUGUGCCAGUGAGCACGGCCACGCUGACAUAGUUAAGCUCCUACUGGCCCAGCCGGGCUGUGAUGCCACACUGAGUGACAAUGAUGACAGCACUGCUCUGUCUAUAGCUCUGGAGGCAGGCCACAAAGAUAUUGCCAUGCUGCUGUAUGCUCAUGUGAACUACGCAAAGGGCCAGCCUGUGGGAACGUCUCGAAGCAGAACACCACCUGCUCCAGCUGCAAGAGGCCUUUUUGAAUGAUUUUUUUUUUCUCUCCACUCAAUGCCCAGCACUACCCACCCAAUUUAGC